UCACUACAUUACUCAGGGAACUGAAUUGGGAGUGGCAGAGGUUUGGGAUAUUUUUAUAGGACCUGGAAAAUUGACCAGUGGUGUUGAUUGGGAAUUGAAUGAUUUUAGAGCAACCAGUAAUAUUAAAAUGACAGAAAAAAAUUAGCCUUUUGCUAAUGCAAGAAUGGUUUAAAUAAAUUGGAAGAAACAGAAAAUGCUGUAAUGGGAAAAUGGGCUACUGUCAUUGGAGCACCAGAAGAAAAUCAAGAAAAUGAUUUGUAUAUUAACACGCUAGAGUCUGCUGAGGAAAAUGUCCAGCAAAACGUUCAUAUGACAUCGACCAAUCUAGAAGGGACUAAUGAGACCAAAAUCGAAGCAGCUCGGAUAAGAUUGGAAAAACUAAAACAGACAUUGAGCAAAAGAGAAGCUGAAAUCAUUGAGCUUUUAAAAAACAAUAAUGAACUAGAAAAUGAUUUUGGAACAUGGAGCAAAUCACAAGUUGCCCAGUUUGACACAUCAAGAGUAGUUCUACUAAAACGAAUUCUAGAAAAGCUUCAUUUCAUUUACAAUGAAAUUCCAGAAGCACAGCAACUCAUUGACAACCUUUUGCAUGACAGUCUUCGAAAGACAAUAGAAGCCAAGGAAUCUUUGGACAAAGUACAACAAGAUAUGAUAAAUGCUGAAAGGGUAACUGAUGGAAAAUCCACAGAUUUUACUAGGGAUCAGAUUCCAGAGGAAUUCCUGAGUUUGGAAGAAGCCCAAGUUGAUCUUUGGGAAGCAGAAAUUCUGCUGGAAGUAUUAAGUACAAUCAGGUCUGGAUGUAUUAAUGAUCGACUGAACUUUAUUAUCGCAGGUUCUCAAAAAAUACAAGAGCCAAAGUUCGGGUUUGAUCUGGGUCGAGAGAAAAUUAAACAUCCGUUUGCUGCUGAUAUCAACAUUAGUCAUGGACAGAGGUUGAAAGAUAACUUGGAUGGAAGGACAUUAGGGGAACAAAAUUCAACAUCAGCAGGAUGGAUGAGCAGUGCUAAUAAGCUGCAGACUCUACAAGAUGAGUUGGAACAGCUGAAGUUGGAAAAUAAAAAUCUGGUGAAGAAUUUGAAUACUGAGAAGACUCUGAGAAAGAAAUACUGCAAUAUGGUGGAGGAUUUGAAAGGAAAAAUCCACGUCUUCUGUCGUAUACGGCCUUUGAGUAAAUCUGAGCUAACUCACGGAAGCCAGUGUAUUGUCCAAUCUCCUGAUGAGUAUACGGUGACCAUCAAAAGUAGCCAUGGAGUGAAGGAGUUCCAAUUUGAUCAAGUAUUUGACGGUUCCACAUCACAGGAAGAAUCCUUCAGAGAUAUAAAUAGGUACGAGCCGAACGCAGAAAACCACCAACACAAAAGACAUCAGGCUCUACUUUCACCUCCUGAGGAGAAAGCCAGUGAAGCCUCAGAUUAUGUCAUGGCACUUUUGCGAUUGGCAUUUAUUUGGAAGAGUUGCUCCACUGAUCAUAUGACAAACGCAUACUAUACAGUGAAAGUGUGUCAUGCGUACUGAACCUUUUGCUUCCCAGGAGAGUUAUCAUUGCAUAUUCGAGAAUCCUGCAUAAUACUUA
Messenger RNA from Chiloscyllium plagiosum (whitespotted bambooshark), 1573 nucleotides. NCBI's taxonomy places the organism in Eukaryota, Metazoa, Chordata, Chondrichthyes, Orectolobiformes, Hemiscylliidae. The record is from RefSeq and is a predicted model, not a curated record.